CAACAGGUAUACUGCAGUUGCAAUUCGCGCGUGCCUCAAUCAACGAAGCUGCCACUAUUCGGAGAAUCACUCUUGUCACGGUACAUCUCUCUCCAUUUAUCGUUGUCUAUGCUGAUAUCAACAGUUUGUUUAUUUGCCGUUGAUGUUCUCUGCGGUAUGUCUACCUGUCUUGUCUUAACAACGCUGACACAGUUUAGUCUCUAUUCGGCAUGAAUGUCAACGUACUCGAAAACAACCCGGACUGGCGAUGGUAUCUUCUUUUUGCCGGGGCAUCUUUCCUUGUGACAUUUGGUAUCUACUACUAUCCAUUUCCGGGGAUUCGGCUCCCUGCAAUGCCUAGGAAUCGGGUCCCUACUGGUCCAGAUAGAUAUAGACCAGGGGUUCCACCUCCGCUUUAUGACAGUAUUUUGAAGCGUCGCUCAAGGUGGUUUGGAAUUGUCUAAUAUUUUUAAUUUGUCUACUAUUCUAAUAAUUGGCGGGAUUACAAGAUAUCUGAUGGUCAAACUGGCAUUCUGGAGUAACAAAUAUAGAACAAAAUAUUUGUGACUAGCAUAGCAUCAUAUCCUCUGGAUUCAAGCUUCAGCAGCCAG
Molecule: messenger RNA, 590 nt
Organism: Aspergillus versicolor CBS 583.65
Lineage: Eukaryota; Fungi; Ascomycota; Eurotiomycetes; Eurotiales; Aspergillaceae
Exons: 2
Coding region: 210-443 (77 amino acids)
Source: RefSeq, a predicted model, not a curated record